AUGGUGUUGGUGCUGGCCACAGGUGGUGGGUGUGGAGGACACUAUUGUCGCCCCCCGACCACGUUCUGCAGCCAUUGCACGGACUUCAUAUGGGGGAUCGGGAAGCAGGGACUGCAGUGUCUAGUCUGCAGCUUCGUCGUACACAAACGGUGCCAUGAAUUUGUCACCUUCGAAUGCCCGGGAGCCGGGAAAGGACCCCAGACAGAUGACCCUCGGAACAAGCACAAGUUCAAGAUUCACAGCUACAGCAGCCCAACCUUCUGCGACCACUGCGGCUCCCUGCUCUAUGGGCUGGUGCACCAGGGCAUGAAGUGCUCCUGCUGCGAGAUGAACGUGCACAAGCGCUGCGUGCAGAGCGUGCCCAGCCUGUGCGGGGUGGAUCACACGGAGCGCCGCGGCCGCCUGCAGCUCCGCAUCGAGACGCUCGGCGGGGAGGAGAUCCGUGUCUUUGUGGGUGAGGCCCGGAACCUCAUCCCCAUGGACCCCAACGGGCUGUCGGACCCCUACGUGAAGCUGAAGCUCAUCCCGGACCCCAAGAACGUGAGCAAGCAGAAAACCCGGACUGUGAAAUCCACUCUGAACCCUGUGUGGAACGAGACCUUCCUAUUCACGCUAAGGCCGGGAGACGUGGAGCGGCGGCUGUCCAUUGAGGUGUGGGACUGGGACCGCACCUCACGCAAUGACUUCAUGGGAGCCAUGUCCUUCGGUGUGUCAGAGCUGCUCAAGGGACACGCGGAUGGAUGGUACAAGUUACUCAACCAGGAAGAGGGGGAGUAUUACAAUGUCCCUGUGGCUGAUGCCGAAAAUUGUGGGCUGCUGCAGAAAUUUGAGGCCUGCAACUACCCUCUGGAGCUGUACCAGCGCUCUCCUGUCCCCCCACUUCCCUCCCCGAUCUGCUCCCCCUCCCCAAGCCCCACGGACUCCAAGCACGGCAGCUUCUUUGCCAGCCGCUUCCACAUCUCCGACUUCAACUCCUCAUGGUGCUGGGAAGGCAGCUUCGGCAAGGUGAUGCUGGCCGAGCGGCGGGGCACAGACGAGCUCUACGCCAUCAAGAUCCUGAAGAAGGUGAUCAUACCGACGAACGACGUGGAAUGUACCAUGUGUGAGAAGCGGGUCCUGGCGCUCGGCGACCGGCCGCACUUCCUCACCCAGCUGCACUCACUUCAGACCACGGACCGGCUCUAUUUCGUGAUGGAAUACGUCGAUGCGGAGGACCUCAUGUACCAAUCCAGCAGGUCGGAAAGUUCAAGGAGGCCUCAUGCCAUGUUCUACGCAGCAGAGAUCGCCAUCGGCCUCUUCUUCCUGCACAACAAGGGCAUCAUCUAUAGGGAUCUGAAGCUGGAUAACGUGAUGCUGGAUGCCGAGGGCCACAUUAAGAUCACGGAUUUCGGGAUGUGCAAAGAGAACAUCUUCCCUGGAGUGACCACCCGGACCUUCUGCGGGACCCCCGACUACAUCGCCCCGGAGAUAAUCGCCUACCAGCCCUAUGGGAAGUCGGUGGAUUGGUGGUCCUUCGGCGUGUUGCUCUAUGAGAUGCUAGCGGGGCAGCCCCCUUUUGAUGGGGAGGACGAGGACGAGCUGUUCCAGGCGAUCAUGGAGCACACGGUGUCCUACCCAAAGUCGCUGUCCCGCGAGGCCGUCUCCAUCUGCAAAGGGUUCCUCACCAAGCACCCCCUAAAACGCCUGGGCUCGGGGCCGGCCGGGGAGCAGGACAUCCGGGAGCAUGGCUUUUUCCGCUGGAUGGACUGGGAGAGCCUGGAGCGCCUGGAAAUCCCACCUCCCUUCACCCCCCGCCCGAGCAGGGCUCUGAUCUCAGCGACUCUGGGUCUGGACGCGGCCCUGAUCUUGGUGACUCUGUGUCUGGGCGGCGCCUGGCCUGACGGGGCCCCGAUCUCAGCGACUCUGGGUCUGGAUGGGGCCCUGAUCUCGGUGUCUUUGUGUCUGGGCAGUGCCCGGCCCGAUGGGGCCUCGAUCUUGGCGACUCUGUGUCUGGGCUGUGCCCGGCAUGACAGGGCCCCCAUCUCGGUGACUCUGUGUCUGGGCGACGCCCGGCCCGACGUGGCCCCGAUCUCAGUGACUCUGCGUCUGGAUGACACUUGGCCCGACAGGGCCCCGAUCUCGGUGCCUAUGGGUCUGGGCAGAGUUUGA
This is a messenger RNA of Chelonoidis abingdonii (Abingdon island giant tortoise), 2148 nucleotides long. NCBI's taxonomy places the organism in Eukaryota, Metazoa, Chordata, Testudines, Testudinidae. The record is from RefSeq and is a predicted model, not a curated record.